Wyeomyia smithii (pitcher-plant mosquito) is the source of this 2815-nucleotide messenger RNA. It is a transcript of the gene fws, whose product is annotated as conserved oligomeric Golgi complex subunit 5. The transcript is spliced from 4 exons. Gene Ontology annotation, cellular component: COG complex. Lineage: Eukaryota; Metazoa; Arthropoda; Insecta; Diptera; Culicidae. Bases 385 to 2691 code for a protein of 768 amino acids. Gene Ontology annotation, biological process: intra-Golgi vesicle-mediated transport. The record is from RefSeq and is a predicted model, not a curated record.
AUACAGUCAAAAUCAACAUGCAAUAGAAAAGCAGCUACCUGAAAUCGCUAUGAUCACUAUUAAUUCUGCAAUCAUAAAAUAUUCAAAAUGAAAUAUAAGCAAUAUGGAAAUGAUGCAGAUGCGCGGCAGAACGAAAGCCGCUGUAAAAACACACCGCUGUAACAAUUCUGCCACGCUGAUUGCUUUGAAUGAAAAAUCAUUAAUCGAGAAACGUCAUUAGUGUGGUGUUUAUUGUUUAUAAUUUGUCUAAAGAACGAUAGAACUUGUUUAAAAAUCCAUAAUUUUACGGUAAUAAUCAUAUAAAAACCAGCCAGCUUAGUAACAAAUUGUAAAAAGAAGUUCGUCGUGAUUGCGUUUAUAAUAACUGUUUAUUAAACAAAAAACAUGGAAAAAUCGGAGCAAACCUCCACCGGCGGCUGCGAGGACAUAGAAAACGACCCUUUCUUCCACGCUUUUCUAAUCGAUGAACCGGAAUCCCGGAUCGAUCUGGCCUCGACGAUGACCAUUGGGGAACAGAUAGCGAAGUUGACGGACGGUAUGGAACAGGUGUCGACGCGAAUUAAAACCCAGGUGCGUGACCAGUACGGCUCACUGUUGUCGCAGGCGAAUCAUGCCGGCCAUCUGAAUGCUGAGAUUGGCUCAAUUUCGGAACAGCUCGAAGCGCUACGUGAGGGAGCCGACCGGCUUAAAAAAAUUGUAAACGUUCCCUACGAACAGUUGGAAACGCAAACCAAAAUACUUGGUCGGUUGCACGAGGCAUCUCAUUUACUUCGUCAGAGUGGUAGAUUUUUACAGAUUCACAAAACACUAGAGAAUGCGUCCAAGUUGCCUGAUCAGGCCGCUAUCGUAUACGAGUUGGACUGCCUAAUGGAAGAUGUAGACCUGGGUAAACUUGAUUUUUUGAAAGAGGAAAUAUCUCAUGUAGCUGCUGUGAAAGGGCGCCUUCUGAAGGUUGCCAAUCGUGAUUUGUUUGAAAACAUCGAAAAUAAGAAGCAAGACGAAACCAAGGAAUGUUUGCUAAUUUACCUGAACAUGAAAACGUUGGACAAAUGUUUGAACAACAUUUUGGAAACGUAUCAGCGAUACGUGAAGGAUUCAAUUAAAGAAUGCUUCACGGCGUCUGACGUUGUGAAAAGUGCGAAAACAAACUUGUCCGGUGUUUCGAGUAAGGAGAAAACAGAGCGCCAGCAACACAAGGGUCCCGGCAAGGUUCCCACACUAACCAGCUCGGUAACUUUUCGUACCAAACUGUGGCAGGCGCUGGAGUGGUUAUUUUUGGACGAAUUCAACAGUUAUUGCCAGCAAAUUUCCUUCCUGCAGCAUUGUUUGUUAGAGUUACCCUUAACGGAAGAUUGCCUCGAUAUGGCCAAAACUCUAAGCAAGCGGUUUUGGGACCAGCUCCAAAAACAGCUGAUUGAUUCUUUCACAAAUGCGCAGCCUCAUGUGCAACAGGCACUACAGCAGGGACUACCAAAGUUACUUUCGGUGGCGCGAGGACUGGAACGUAAUGUUGAGGGUGCCUUUGAUUUUGACGAGAACGUGUUCGUUUCAUUGGAAGGCGGUUAUCUGGAGAAAUGUGCGAACAACUUGAAGGCAGUGUUGAUUGAUAUAGAUUUUCCGAAUCAGGAGGUUAUUGAUGCCCUUGUUCGGGCCGCAUCUAGCGAGCUAAACGCAGCGAUCGUGGACGAACGACUGACCAACUUGGUUACAGGAGUAAUUUGUGUAUCCAUCAAAGAUCUUUGGAACCGGAUCGAACGAAAUGUGAAACUCGGAGGUGACACACAGCAAGUAUUAGACAACCCAAAUGCGGCUCAAUCGCAAAACAUUACAUUGGCCAAUGUUGUGCAUUAUCACCAUCAAGCUAUCAAUCGUUUAAUUCAGAAUUUGGGAGCGAAGUUUUCCGGUUCGGAAUCAGCUGGAAAAUUGAAGCAAAGCCUCAACGAAGGACGAACUAUCACUCUAGCUAUUAUUCAACAAUUAAUCACUUCGAUUCAUUCCGCCGUAAACAUCAUUCUGCUUAGCAUGCAUCGAGAACCGGGAUUGAACACAACAACGAUUUCAACGGCUGGUGCCUCGUUCUAUAUGAAAGAGUUGCAUGAUUUUCUUCUUCGCUCAUGGAACUGUCACAUUGUUCCCUUCGCGGAUAAAUCUAUAGUGGAGGAAUGUGGUCAAAGUUUGGCCGUACGCUGCAUUGAGUUGUUCGUUCAGAAUGUAGCAAUCCUACGUCCGAUUUCCAGCGUCGGUCGGCAGCGGCUUCGUUCUGAUUCGCAUCAUCUGGAAGUGGCACUGAAACCUAUCGUUCCCGAUCUGACCGUUCUAGGUAAAAGUCUCCGUCUGCUUAGGGCGAUAUCCUCACUGUUGGUGGUAUCCGCCGAAGAACUAGUUCAGCAAACAUCGGAACGAGGUGGAAGUGUGCCUUCGUAUAUUGUGCUGUUUAUGCUUUUUGGGUAUGCUGGAGCAGAUCUGGCCAGUCCGCAUGUAACCGCAGGAUGGUCCAACGAGAGGCUUAUUCAAUGGUUGGAAUCGCACACAUCCGAUGCGGAGCGAUUGGAACUGAUUACUGGUGCACUUCAGCGGUACAGGGCCAUCGUUCGACAAAAGAACAUUACCCAGUACGAUGUCGUGUAUCCGCUAAUGACGAGCUACCUGGAAGACUCCAUCAGGGCGUUGAAUGCUGAAAAGAGUGGAUAAGAUGUAAGUACCUAUCAGUAUGGUAAUGACUUGAGAAAGUUUAUUUUAAUAUUAUAAUACAUUGUUAUAUUGCGAAGGAACAUAAUGUUUAUAAUAAUAAUACUAAGUAUUAAGACCUAUUUUA